AUGAACACAACGCCCGCUCCAUCUGUAGGACAGCACCUUUCGGUAUCGCAUCCUGAUGUGCCUCCUGCGAGCCCCGGAAAUUUAAAUGCUGCAUACCCCGACGAUGACUUGUAUUCAGCUUUCCGUCAAAGCUCGAUAAUGAGCAAGGGAGAUGAAGCGUCAUUGAUCGAAAAUUCAACACACAAGGGUCAAACUGUACAUUACCAGGACUUAGAUUAUGCAGAGCCAGAUCACAAAGAACCAAAACGUGUUGAAGAGAGUCCGGAUUCGUGGCAAAAGCUUCUUGGCACCGGGAAGUACCCAUUAGAGCAGAGAAUCGAAGACAAGAAACGGGGAAUUGGUCGGCAGAAAUACCCGUUCGUCGUAUGGGCCUUGACGAUUGCCAUGGUCGGCGUGUUUAUUAAUGAGCUGGUGGUGAAUGCUAGAGCACAAGGGUCACCUGUGUCACUCAAGCCCGUCGUGAACCCCAUGUUAGGACCAUCGGAGAGCGCGCUCAUUAAUCUCGGUGCUCGCUUCCCGCCCUGUAUGAAAUCUGUCACGAACAUCUCUUCGUCGACUUUAAUGCCAUGCUUGAACGAUACUGCAAACCCACCGACGAGCUUAUGCACUAUUGAAGACGUGUGCGGCUUCGGAGGAUGGGGAAACGGAACUCCCAAUCAGUGGUUUCGAUUCAUCACUCCGAUAUUCUUGCACGCGGGCAUCAUUCACAUUGCGCUGAACAUGCUAGCGCAAUUAACUGUGUCUGCACAGAUUGAGCGCGAAAUGGGCUCGGGAGGAUUCUUCUUAACUUACUUCGCCGCUGGCAUUUUUGGCAAUGUUUUGGGUGGUAACUUCUCACUAGUUGGUGCGCCAUCCGUGGGUGCCAGUGGUGCAAUUUUUGGCACAGUUGCAGUGACGUGGGUGGAUUUGUUUGCACAUUGGCGUUAUCAUCAUCAGCCACGGAAGAGGCUUGCGUGGAUGAGCGUAGAACUCGUAUUCGGCAUUGCUCUUGGUUAUAUUCCCUAUGUUGAUAAUUUUGCCCACCUCGGAGGGCUUUGCAUGGGUCUUCUUGUUGGAACGACUUUUUACCCAGUCAUUAGUCCGACGCGUCGGCACAAGGCUAUCAUGUGGGCCUUCAGACUUGCGGCUAUUCCAUUGGCAGUUGUCCUGUUCGUAGUCCUUGUACGCAACUUCUACACUUCAGAUCCGUAUGCCGCAUGCUCUGGCUGUCGAUACUUGUCUUGCAUACCCUUGUCGUCCAAUGACUACUGCCAAGGGACUGGUAUGUCUGAAAUUUAA
Messenger RNA from Pisolithus orientalis, 1278 nucleotides. RefSeq lists its product as uncharacterized. The record is from RefSeq and is a predicted model, not a curated record. Gene Ontology annotation, cellular component: membrane. Lineage: Eukaryota; Fungi; Basidiomycota; Agaricomycetes; Boletales; Pisolithaceae. Gene Ontology annotation, molecular function: serine-type endopeptidase activity. Gene Ontology annotation, biological process: proteolysis. The transcript has 13 exons. Bases 1 to 1278 code for a protein of 425 amino acids.